AUGGUUUGGAAGUGGUGGUGGAUGUUGACAGUGACGGCGAUUGGAGUGGUGGCAUGGGGCGUCCCUUCCGAGCAGCAGCCUCUGGUUACUCGUAUUGCGUUUGGAUCAUGUGCCAACCAAAGCGCUCCUCAGCCCAUCUGGAAUGCAAUAAUCUCAUUUGAUCCCCAAGUUUUCAUUUGGCUUGGUGAUAACAUUUAUGGAGACAUUAGGCGUCCUUUUAAACUAUUCGGAAAAGAAAGAACAAUUGGGCCGUGGAAGAAUGCCCCAAGAUUUGUUCCUUCUACUGAGCAGGAAAUGAAGUCUAGAUAUGAGAAAGCCAAGUCUAACCCCGGUUAUUCUCGUCUUCGAGAGAAUACUAAGGUAAUUGGCACAUGGGAUGACCACGAUUAUGGAUUAAAUGAUGCAGGAAAAGAAUUUUCCGGGAAAAUAACUAAUCAAAGGCUUCUCCUUGAUUUCUUGGAUGAGCCGGAACAUAGUCCACGGCGCAAGCAAGACGGAGUUUAUGCGUCUUACACACUUGGCCCCAUGGGUAGACAAAUCAAGGUUAUACUAUUAGAUACUAGGUACCACCGAGACCCUUUACGUAGUGAUGGAACUAUUUUGGGACACUCACAGUGGGAAUGGUUAGAAAAAGAGCUGAAUGAUUCUCCAACAGCCGUUACAAUUAUUGGAUCUUCUAUACAGGUAAUAUCAAAUCUGUCAGCAACCACUGGGCCAUUGUUUUACAUGGAGUCUUGGGGACGUUUUCCAAAGGAGAGAGAUCGGCUAUUUAAAUUGAUAGCAGAUAGUAAGAGGGAUGGAGUGUUUUUCAUAAGUGGAGAUGUUCACUUUGGAGAAAUUACACGUUAUGAUUGUGCCACUGGAUAUCCAUUGUAUGAUGUUACUUCAAGUGGGAUAACCCAAGCAGUUGAGAAGGUAGUCCCACCACCGUUACAUUUCUUUGUGAGAUUUCUGGCAUGGUUAACUCCUAACACUAUGAGAGUUACGGACCAAAACUGCAGAUACAGGUCGUGCACAUAUGGCAUGUCUAAUUUCGGAGCAGUUGAGAUAGACUGGGAUGCGACUCCUGUGACAUUGAAAAUUCAAGUCAGGGAUAUAAACGGAAAUCCUGUGACAGGUGUAACUACAUCGCUAUCGGAACUGCAAGCAAGAAAUUCCACCUCUUCAACCACCAAGAAAGCAAGAGAGCAUCACAGGCACUGCACUCUUGAAAGCACUCUACCAUGGAUUGUUAGAUAUCGCCUGGCUAUUUUAGCUUACUGUGCUGCAGCGACUUUUGUCCUUGCUUUGAUAGGAGUAAUUUGGGCUGGUAUAUUAGCGUGCAGGAGAUGCGCCCACAAAAGAAAGUGCGACUGA
Prunus armeniaca (apricot) is the source of this 1356-nucleotide messenger RNA. The record is from the annotation of a GenBank genome assembly. Lineage: Eukaryota; Viridiplantae; Streptophyta; Magnoliopsida; Rosales; Rosaceae.